AUGGGCAAUGUCGAUGAUGACGAUGACGAUGGGGCGCACCGCACCGGGACGGUUCACCCCACGCCCGUUCCCUCCAACUUCAACUUCGACUUCAACUUCGACUUCAACUUCAACUUCAACUUCAACUUCAACUUCAACUUCAACUUCAACGAGAACCGCUCUAGACCCAUCGAUGCAACCGACAGCCCGAGAGCCGCCCUUCGGGAGAGCUCACCUGCCCUGCUCCGUCUCUUCAAGAGCGCGUUCUGCCUGAAGAUAUUGCGGCAUUACACGACGCGUUGGGCGCUGCCGUGCUGCGAUAUUAUCCACAAUCCAGCACCCCACGACCAUUCCAACAACCUGGUUGGCAUGCAAGGACAACUACGCAGCGCAUAA
This is a messenger RNA of Pseudogymnoascus destructans, 375 nucleotides long. RefSeq lists its product as uncharacterized. Bases 1 to 375 code for a protein of 124 amino acids. Lineage: Eukaryota; Fungi; Ascomycota; Leotiomycetes; Thelebolales; Thelebolaceae. The transcript is spliced from 3 exons. The record is from RefSeq and is a predicted model, not a curated record.